CUGUUUGAGAGCGAGCUGUGUUCCCCGUAUGAGAUCUGCGUUAACGAUGGUAUGUUUGGAAGGUGUCAGUCUGUUCCGGUGAAGGAGGUUUACACCUACGAUGUCUCCCCGUCUGUGGUCCAACGCUUCAGGACACUGCUGGAGAAACUCUCUAACAGAGGUUUGACUUGGGAAGAUGACACCACUCAGCAGGUUCUGUCCAAGGAGUUAUCCAAACUGAGGAGGAUUCCCUACAGGCCACAGCAGAAUGGAGCUGCCUACAACACGGACAGCAGGCCGGCAGCUGAAGCGAUGGACCCAGUAGACCAGAGAGUGAAGCCAGUGGAGGUGGAGCUCAGCAGGAAUCUGCAGACAUACCUCCAACGUCUCGGCCUCCUUCCCAAGACGUCAUCUGCCUCCAGCCUGAGCACCCAGGGCAAGAGUGACCGUUUCCAGUCAGGCAUCCCGGCAGACUUCUAUCGCUCCAAGGCCCAGACAUCAGCUCAGAGGUCGUCUCCCUCCAGCUUUUCUUCUCUUUCUUCUUUCCUACCUCUGCAGAAGCAGCAGAGACCUCCGGCCGACCAGCUCCUGGCCACGCAGGCUGAGGGAGACCUUCUCCUCAGCACCCUGAGGCAGUAUCUCUCUGGGCAUCUGUCGCUGCACCGCGGGGGCAUGGGCCCCGAGGAGCAAGAGGCCCCCGCAUCCCGCCUGAGGCCUUACAGCAACGGAAUAGAAAACUCUGGGCUCAAAAAAGAGACCUCAAAACCCAGGCUUCUAAAGAUGGGAAGAACUCAAGGGGCUUCAGUCAAGGACCCGCUUACGUCUGUGGAUGAGAGAUUCAUCGAGAAGGUUUUGAAGAACGUGGGAAGGCAACACGUGGACGUUGACGGCCUGACGCCUCAGGACUUGGACCAGCUGUCCCGCCUCAUAGCUGAUGCUCUGCAGGUGGUCGACCGGGACCAGGGACGGAACAGGGGCCUCGCCCGGGUCAGACCUGGACCGAGAGACCUGAGCGGAGAGCUGAGGGAGAGGGAGGAAGAAGAGGAGCAGGUUGCCAGGGAUGAGGAAGAGGAAAAGUUGCUGGAGAGCGCUCCGACACUGAAACCACAGGAGAGCACUCCUGUGGUGCCAGCAGCUCUUCAAGAGCGCCACACGGAUACAGAGCAGCGUGAUGUGAAAGACGAGAGUGGAAACCUCUUCACCAAACUUCUCGCCUACCUGGACAAAACUUCCUUCGACGCCUCUCCCUCAGCAAGAAAUCGGAACGACCUCUCAGCCGGAGGUCAGCAGGUGGGUCUGGAAAACGUCCAGAGUCGGACCAGCGAGGCAGCGGUGAAGGUGCAGAAGAAGGACGCCACCCAGUCUGUGGAGGAGGUGUCGGAGGUGGAGGGCUGGAUCAAGGAGGUGGCCCCCCCUCCUGCCUCGCUUGUGUACGACAAACCGCACAAGAAGACGAUGCACGUUCCCGAACUUCAGCUGGACGUCAAAGCCGGCAGGAAGAAGGCCGACGAUGACGUCUUCGGCUACGUCAUCACCGACACAGAUGGGCUCCAGACGGACGAAGGCCUCCACCUGAUGGAGAUCCUGGCUCGCAGGGCUAAAAUCCAGAUGACCGACUUCGCCGAGCUCUCGGUGGUGGGCCCCGCUGUGACCUUCAAAGUGAGCCCGAACACUCACAACGUCAGCACCACAGAUGUGGCCAACGUGGCUGUUCAGCAGAAAGCAGCUCUGGAGAAGGAAGCCAAGCUCAGCAUCCUGGAGGCUGGAGUCGCCGAUGGAAGUCAGAUCAACCAGAUCCCCACCAAAUACAGCCAGGCGGAGUCGACCAAGUUCCUCGUCCUCACUGUCGUGUCCAUCCUGUGCAUCGUUGGUGUGCUGCUGGCCUCCACCGUGGUCUACUGCCUCCGCCACCGCUCCCACCACAAGCUCAAGGAGAAGCUCACCAAUCUGGGAACAGAUACUACCAGCGAUGCUACCGCCACCUAUCAGGAGCUCUGUCGGCAGCGUAUGGCGGUCAAACCCCCGACUGAGCGCCCGGAGCCGAUCUCCUCCAGGAUCAACAGCGUGUCGUCUCAGUUUAGCGAUGGCGGCCAAGCCGUCAGCCCCUCGGCGCGGAGCAGCAUCUCCUCCUGGAGUGAAGAGCCCGCCCACUCGAACAUGGACAUCUCCACUGGUCACAUGAUACUGUCCUACAUGGAGGAUCACCUGAAGAACAAGGACCGCCUUGAGAAGGAGUGGGAGGCACUGUGUGCCUACCAGGCAGAACCCAACGCCUGCACCAUUGGCAUGAAGGAUGGCAACGCCAAGAAGAAUCGCUCCACUGCUGUUGUGGCAUAUGAUCACUCUCGAAUCACCUUGAAGGUGGAGAACAGCCAAGGCAACUGUGAUUACAUCAAUGCCAGCCCAAUCAUGGUAUGGGAGAAUGGCUGCGUGGUUAUUGUUAUGCUGACACCUCUUGUCGAGAGCGGGGUGAAGCAGUGCUACCACUACUGGCCCGAUGAGGGAUCCAACCUGUAUCACAUCUACGAGGUGAACCUGGUGUCCGAACACAUCUGGUGCGACGAUUUCCUGGUUCGUAGCUUCUACCUGAAGAACAUGCAGACCAACGAGACACGAACGGUCACUCAGUUCCACUUCUUGACUUGGCUCAACCAGAACGUCCCAGAGACCAGCCGGACGCUCCUCGACUUCCGCAGGAAAGUUAACAAGUGCUACCGGGGACGCUCGUGUCCUAUCAUAGUUCACUGCAGUGACGGUUCAGGAAGAAGUGGGACCUACAUCCUUGUUGACAUGGUCCUCAACAAGAUGGCUAAAGGUGCCAAGGAGAUUGAUAUUGCAGCAACUCUGGAGCACCUGCGGGACCAGAGGCCGGGAAUGGUUCAGACCAAGGACCAAUUUGAGUUUGCGCUGACGGCCGUUGCGGAGGAAGUGAACGCCAUUCUGAAAGCUCUUCCACAGUAGGAAGGAGCACCUCCUUCUGAUGGACCUCCUCAUUCUCCUCUACUAUCUAACCUAGAGGAUGGUCCCAAUUAUUAUGUUUCCUCGUCCCGUCUCCUGUCAUUCUCCCCUUCUGUCUUGUCCUACAUGUCAUCCCAGUUUCUCCGGUCUCCUUUUCUUCCUUCAGUCUAAUUGUUUUUCAUUUUAUCUUGUAUUUCCUGUCCACUCCUCCUCUUCUCUUUUUUCACAUUGUGUUGUUGCUCCCUGUUUUCUUGUUUCUGUCUUUACCUACCUUUUCCUUUUUACUUCCUCUUGUGUCCUCCAAAUGGCGAUUGUCUCAUUCUUUACUUUUAUCCAAUCCUUCAUCUUCUAUUUUUAAAUAUCUCCUCCUUUUCUCUCCCUUUGUUUCCUUAUUCUCCUCCUGCCUCCUCUCCUCUUAGUUCAUCCUUUCACUUCUUCUCAUCUCCCUCUCACCUUCCAUCUUAGUAAACAUUGUGCCAGGAAACCAUUGAACCAAUCCUGUACAUAGAUAGACCUUCCUUCUAUUGUAAACGAUCCAUGCAGCCUGUUUUCCAAAGUGACAUUUAAACAUGUUUUGAUAGCUUGAUAAAAAUGUUUCUCUAUGUUCUGUUAAGAGUAUGUUUAUCACUGUUUAUGUUUCUAGGCGAGGUUGACCUCAUGGGCGUCAGUUGGGUAUGGCAGGAUUUGGGAAUCAUUAUUACUGUAGUUGUACUAAAGCUCUGACCAUCCAACCAAAAUCACUUUUAUCAAAAUGAAAACACAUGUUUUUAUAAUUCUAAAUUGAAUAAAUGUGACGAUAUCAUCUUGGGCUCUACAACAGACAUUUUUCACCAUUUUCUGAAACUAUAUUGACUAAACUAAGUCCAGAAAUGAAUCAGUAAUGAAAACAAUCAUUAACUGCGGCCCUAGAUAUGCAUAUAAUUUCCCAAAUAAUGUUCAAUGUAAGUAUUUCCCACUUUGCUAUUUCACCAAAUUGACGCCCUUGACUGGUCUUUUGAGUGUGUGUGUGUGUGUGUGAUGUUGAUCAUCAUGUUCGUAUCACAAAAAUCGUAUUUGUGUCUGAUUUUUAGUGCUAUGCUUUCUGAUGUGUUUUCAUGCAGUAUGCUAGAGUGUCACAGUGUAACUCAUCCAUGCCAGUAAGGUAGAUAUGAGGCAAAAUACUCUAAAAGAGUGAUUUCAUCUCCCGUUGAGGAUUAUUUUUCUUAACAGCAAGUGAUGAAAAACUGCCAGUAGAAUGUUGUUUUCAAAGUGUGGAGCAACUCCAUGAAACAUCUGCAAUUUCCCACUUAUUUUAAGAAAAAUAAUAGAUGCUGGUACAGAAUGUGAGGUGAAAUAACAUGGAUAUAUAUUUUUUUCAAUGUGUAAUUUUCAUUAUCCCAGUAGAAGCAAUAUUGUGUUUCUUCAACCUGAAUCGUUAUUUCUUGUGGACAACCAAUAUUGUGGCUUGUCAGUGAAGUUACACUCAUGUCUGCCUUAAUAAAAACACAGUAGAAGGAUUGGUAAGUGUGUCCAGCCACCUGGAAACGAGUGCUAGUGUGCAACGCUUCAUUUUAAAAUGGCCUUAUUCCAGCGGAUUAACCUGUGGAUUAAAGGUUUGCUGUGCUGCUACUUAAUGAAAAUCACUCUGAUAAACACUGAAGAACGUGCUGUCUUUAAUAAUCUGGGGGCAGGAAGUUACCAUCUGUCCAAAAGUUUGUGAGAGAAGUGUGAAUUGUGUUCUUUAAAUAAUGAAUCAUUAAUUACUUUGAACUACAGAGCACUGGAAUGAGGCCAUUUUACAAUAAAGUGUCUCUGACUAGAAGUUUUAUGAUAAAAGAGGAUAGUCUUGCUUCUGAAUAGCAGUUCUUCUAUGUAGCAUUAAUGGAUGAUUUGUACAUGUACAGUAGCUGAACCUUUAUUGCAUUGAAACUAGUUUGCAGUGACACUCGUUAGCUGGUUUUCCCAAAACCAUCUUAAGACUAGCUAGGUUUUUGUUCUGUAGUAAAUGAAAGGAGCAUGUUUAAACCCAUUUACUACAAACUACUUGUUCUUUACGUUGCUGCUAACCAAAUCAUGUUCCUGUCUUGUGAACGUGUUAUUUAAUCUAUAUUCCAGGCAGCCUGUUGGUUUCCGUUUUCUGUCGAGGAUAAGAAUCUAUUAGUGGAGUAAUUAUUGUUACAAGAUAAUGCAGAGUGGAUUUUGAAGAGUCUGCUAGUUGAUUAUCCGAUUGUAUGGAAAUGAAUGGAACCCAGUGGCUGCCAUGAAAGCAGACUACAUUAAAAAUCUGUAACUUUCCGUCAUGCAUUAGAUGCAAUCACUCACACUAGUCUGAGCCGUGGUGCAUUUUUGUACUUGGCUUAUUUAAGACUCCCACUGCACAAUUAGAGGCCUGCUUAGGCUUUUAAACAACAAUAACAUUAUUCAUAAGUGUGUAUUGGCCAUUUCUGAUGUCGAAUACAAGCCUAGAGAUCAUUUUGUUUUUCUUGGCUUUCCCAACACAAGAGAUCUCUCAAGGAAAAGGCUUGGUUUUACCCAUAAAUCACUGCGUUUGUGGGCUGAGAGAAAUAAUACUCACAAACUACUACUUGUGGUAGUUUUGUGGUAAAUAUUCGUUGACUUGGAUAACAUUCAAAGCUAGUUCUAAGAGAACAGAGCUCAAGAGAACAAAACACUACUAACAUUUGGGGUGAACACAUCCAUGAAGAUGACUUUGGGAAACAGCUCAUAGUUUGUGGAAAAUCAACUUAAUUUCACUACUUUCGAUAGGCUGACAGAUCCUAUCAUUCAAAUUCUACUUCAGUAUGUUUAAUCAUAUCUGAAUCACCAAUAAUAUGACUUGCAUACACUAUGCUACAAGUGCAUGGCUAUUUACUUAGCGCGCUGUACUUUCCUGUGGCCUCAAGACAAUCUUAGCAAAGCUCUUCAAGCAAACAAACAAAUGUUGGUUAUCUCUUCACUUUAUUUCAGACUAUGUAUUGCACAAGAAGCUCCAAGUGCACCUUAACAGUGCAAAAGCCAAGGAUUAUCAUCUCUAAACAGUGCAGAUCAUGGUUAAAGCGAGUUAAAAGGUGGUGCAGUAUCAAUAUGAUGCAACACCGCAGCAAGCCGGUGUCAUGUUGUUGGAGUCGACUCCAUUUUUCAUCACAAAAGUGAAACAUGCUGCAAGAAAUGCUCGUUAUAACAGCUUGUUUGAUGUAGAAUGAGAUCUUAAUUUGUCUGCCUUUUUAAAGAUACUGUCAUGUAUGUUAUAAAGAUGUGGAAAUAAGUGAAAGUGAAAUUUUCUGAUUCUACCGGCCAUUUUUAAUGAGUCAAACUUGUUAUUAUGGGUGUUUUUUCUUCAUGGAGGAUGCUCAGUAGGUCAUAUCCCCCAAUGCUGUUAUUUAUUUCACACACUCAAUAUCAAAUAUCAAUAGAUGGCUGGUCUGUUGCAUUAACACUGUACAUAAACAAAAUAAAAACAAAAACAGAAGAUAUUUUGUUCUAUUGGUGUAAACAACUUGUGAAUAAAGUGUCAUUGUUGAUGCAGUA
Molecule: messenger RNA, 6444 nt
Organism: Morone saxatilis (striped sea-bass)
Lineage: Eukaryota; Metazoa; Chordata; Actinopteri; Moronidae
Gene: slco5a1b
Product: solute carrier organic anion transporter family member 5A1b
Biological process (GO): protein dephosphorylation
Cellular component (GO): secretory granule
Molecular function (GO): protein tyrosine phosphatase activity
Source: RefSeq, a predicted model, not a curated record